This is a messenger RNA of Marasmius oreades (fairy-ring Marasmius), 887 nucleotides long. RefSeq lists its product as uncharacterized. The transcript has 5 exons. The record is from RefSeq and is a predicted model, not a curated record. Bases 75 to 677 code for a protein of 200 amino acids. NCBI's taxonomy places the organism in Eukaryota, Fungi, Basidiomycota, Agaricomycetes, Agaricales, Marasmiaceae.
GAGAUCACCCGAUCCAACGAGGAGCAACAAGCUCAUUGUUUAAAUAUUCUCAUUCAUCAUAGAACGCGUCGAGAAUGCCUGAAAAAGUUCUUGAGACGCCCUACCCGGUCAUUGACAUAGACCCCCAUUUCACCAGGGUGGUUCGCUACUUCCGGCCCUCCGAUUAUGCUACCUGGGCCGCAGGAACUGUCGCAGUACCAGGUGCCCUGCUGCUUUGGGAGUUGGCCGACCCCCGGAAAAUAACCGUGAAACAGAUGGAAGCUAGUGGAUCCGGACAGAUGCCCUCUGGGAGAUAUGCUAUUGGAGAUGCUGCAGCCGUUGUCACAAGAAGAAUGGUUACUGGUAUCAAAGUCGCCUCUUUCAUUGGUUUCUGUGGAGGUUUCCUUUUAGCAUACCAGAACUCGAGCAAACGGUUCUGGGGAUGGACAGAAAACAAAAGAGAAGAAGAGAUGGAUUUCGAAGAAUUGAGUCAACGUGCAAAAGGAGGAAAGCCUUUGUAUGGACAAUCACACCAGCCAGAGUGGGUGCAGGGUGCUGCUCACAGGAAUUCAGUAUUCUCUCAGCUCAAAUUCUCUGCAUUCCCAUUGUUCAAUUUUGUUAAUCAUCCCCACCACGGAACGGACCCGGCAAAAUAUGGAGUUAACUUGAAAUCAGAAACUUCUACAGAAGAAUCAUAAACAUUUCCAUCAAUCUAAUCCUUUGCAAUUCUACUGUGUUUGCCGCUAUGCGAGCUGGUGAUGAAAGUCAUGCGAUGAAAGUCGUUUCCUUGCGUUUCCCCUCUAUUAGCCUAUUCUCCUGUUUCAAUUCAGUCCAAGAUCUACGCCCGGCCCGUCAUUUUUGAACAUGCCACGCACUUGAAACAAACUAUGGACGCGACACGAUCCUGC